Messenger RNA from Mauremys reevesii (Reeves's turtle), 960 nucleotides. Its product is annotated as olfactory receptor 10A7-like. Gene Ontology annotation, biological process: G protein-coupled receptor signaling pathway. The transcript has a single exon. NCBI's taxonomy places the organism in Eukaryota, Metazoa, Chordata, Testudines, Geoemydidae. Bases 1 to 960 code for a protein of 319 amino acids. The record is from RefSeq and is a predicted model, not a curated record. Gene Ontology annotation, molecular function: G protein-coupled receptor activity; olfactory receptor activity. Gene Ontology annotation, cellular component: membrane.
AUGACACCUACUGAGGAAGCGCAAUGGAGGAAUCAAACCCUCAUAACUGAAUUCAUCCUGUUGGGGUUCUCCAACCUCCUGCACCUUCAGGGUCUGCUGUUCUGCAUGGUCCUGUUCAUGUAUAUGGGGACAGUGAUGGGACACACCCUCAUCAUCCUUGUUGUCACAGUUGACCCCGCUCUCCACUCCCCUAUGUACUUCUUCCUCAAGAACUUGGCCUUCAUUGAGAUCUGCUUCACCUUGGACACGGUGCCCAAGAUGCUGGUGAACCUCCUGAAGGAGGACAAGAGCAUCUCGUUUGCUGCCUGCGCGUUGCAGAUGUACUUCUUUUUCUUUUUUGGCUGCGCAGAGUGCUUCCUUCUAGCAGCCAUGGCGUAUGACCGCUACGUGGCCAUCUGCUACCCGUUGCGCUACAACACUCUCAUGAAUCAACCAGUCUGCCGCAAGAUAGUGGGCGGUGUCUGGGUGAUCGGAGUUCCUGUCUCUGUGCUGCAGGCAGCCUGGAUAUUCAACUUGCCCUUCUGUGGCUCCAACCAGGUCAACCAUUUCUUCUGUGAUGCUCCGGCAGUGCUGAAGCUGGUCUGCACUGACACCUACCUCUAUGAGAUGCAGGCUGUUGGCUCCACGCUGCUGUUCCUCAUGUUCCCCUUUGUGCUGAUCCUGGUCUCCUAUGUCCACAUCCUCACCACCAUCCUGAGAAUGCCAUCAGCCGAGGGCAGGCACAAGGCCUUCUCCACCUGCUCCUCCCAGCUCAUCGUGGUAACUUUGUUCUAUGGAAGUGGCAGUUUGGUGUAUCUACGGCCCAAGUCUAGCUACUCCCCAGAUGUCAAGAAGCUCCUAUCUCUGUUCUACACAGUCCUCACACCCAUGUUGAACCCCAUCAUCUAUAGCCUGAGGAACACUGAGGUGAAAGGGGCUCUGAAGAGAGUGAUAGGGCAGAAAUUGUUCUUGCAGAAUUAG